UCGGAACAACGUGAGCGCUCGUGAGAAGACGAUUUUAGACGAGUCAGAAUAAGUGCGAGGCUAUCGGUACAGUGAUGGAGUCAUACGACAUUGAAGAGUACUACAACGUUGCUGAAGAACUGGUUCUAAAGGCGGGCAAAAUAAUAGAGAAUGGCAUUAGUUCGAAAAAGAGUGUGAAAAGUAAGGGGAUUGACUGGGACCUUGUUACAGAAUAUGAUAGGAAAAUAGAGGAUGAUUUACAGAAACAAUUGUCAAAAAUAUACCCACGACAUAAAUUUAUUGGUGAAGAAUCAACAGCAGAAAAACGUUGUUUGCCAAAGUUAACAGAUGAUCCAACGUGGAUCAUCGACCCUAUAGAUGGUACAACAAAUUUUGUUCACAGAUUUCCUCAUACAUGCAUCUCUUUAGCAUUACUGAUAAACAAAAAAAUAGAAAUUGGAAUGGUGUACAAUCCUCUGAUGAGGCAAUUUUUCUCUGCAAAGAAGCAGAAAGGAGCCUUUUUGAAUGGACAUCCUAUAAAAACAUCAGACAUAACAGAUCUAUCUCAAACACUAGUUGCAAUGGAACCAUGGAUUGCCAAAGAUUCAAAUUAUCUAGUCACUGUGUAUAGUAGAAUGCAUGCCUUAAUUCAAGGCACACAUGGAAUAAGGUCAUUAGGCACUGCAGCUCUUACACUAUGCUAUGUUGCAAUGGGUGCUAUAGAAGCAUAUCAUAUUGAAAGUAUAGAUGCAUGGGAUGUUGCUGCUGGAAAACUAAUAAUAGAAGAAGCAGGUGGAAUAGUAUUGGAUACAGCUGGUAUGAAUAUCUUACAAUAACUAUUUUUUUGUCACAUAACAUACAUUAACUAUAAGUUGUUUAUAUUGUUUUAGGCGGAGAACUGGAUUUGAUGACACCUAGAGUUAUUGCAGCUUGUAAUCAUCAAAUUGCUGAUCAGCUGA
Dufourea novaeangliae is the source of this 938-nucleotide messenger RNA. RefSeq names its product inositol monophosphatase 3-like. NCBI's taxonomy places the organism in Eukaryota, Metazoa, Arthropoda, Insecta, Hymenoptera, Halictidae. The transcript has 5 exons. Gene Ontology annotation, molecular function: inositol monophosphate 1-phosphatase activity. The record is from RefSeq and is a predicted model, not a curated record. The coding region runs from base 75 to 815 and encodes 246 amino acids. Gene Ontology annotation, biological process: phosphatidylinositol phosphate biosynthetic process; inositol metabolic process; signal transduction.